Molecule: messenger RNA, 477 nt
Organism: Staurois parvus
Lineage: Eukaryota; Metazoa; Chordata; Amphibia; Anura; Ranidae
Source: the annotation of a GenBank genome assembly
AUGGGCCCCUGUACCGCCUCCUCAUGCUGCUGCCAGGCCCGUAAUCUGUCAUGGGCCCCUGUACCGCCUCCUCAUGCUGCUGCCAGGUCCAGAGUGUGUCAUGGGUCCCUGUACGGCCUCCCAUUGCUGCUGUCUCCAUCGCCACACUCUGCCAUGUGCCACUUUCAGGUCUCCUCACACUGCUGGUGGGUUCCAUUUUGUCAUAGGGUGCUGGCAGAUUACGGGCCUCCCAUUGCUGCUGCCAGGCCCGUAAUCUGCCAUGGGCCUCCGUACCGACCUCCUCAUGCUGCUGCCAGGCCCGUAAUCUGUCAUGGGCCCCUGUACCGCCUCCUCAUGCUGCUGCCAGGUCCAGAGUGUGUCAUGGGUCCCUGUACGCGGCCUCCCAUUGCUGCUGUCUCCAUCGCCACACUCUGCCAUGUGCCACUUUCAGGUCUCCUCACACUGCUGGUGGGUUCCAUUUUGUCAUAGGGUGCUGUA